CUUACUACUUAGAUUGUAAAUUAUGGAAGAAAUAAAGUUAGUUACUUACAAACAGAUUUGCUGCACAUGUCUCAGUGAAAAUAGAAAAAAAUAUAAAUUAAUGCAAAUGAAUGAGGGCGUUAAUAUUUUAUUUAAUUUACUAUCUCACGAUCGUGAUGCAUAUAGAUGGGCAUUGAACCCAGUACCUGGUGCAUACAUCAUGUGCUAUACCAGUAACCCAAAGUGGGAAUGGAUUUGAAUAACAUUGACAGCAUUUAAGUCAUAAGUCUACUUAAAAAAUAAAAAAAUAGGUACACUGAUCUGAAGAUAUAAUGAAAGCAUAUAAGAAUAAAAUAAUAAUUUUAGGAUGCAUUUACAAGAGAUGUAGCCAAAUUACAUGUGUGUUGGGAGUGCAGGGCAAUCAUAUUGAAGAUUAUUAAAUUUAAGAGACAAGUCUGCUCAGCUCAAAAGUGGCUAGAUUCAGUAAGCAGUGAUCCCAUUGCUAAUUCAACAUGGCACAAUAACCUGUCCCAAUUAUCCACAUAUACAACUUUCAAUGUAAAUACAAUUUACUUUGAACAUUUUGAAGAAGAUAUAGAACAAUUAUGUGAAUUUUCCGAAAGUUCAGAAGAGCUACCAACCUACAAUUCUAGAGGUCAACUAGAAAAUAAAAACAUUUCGAAAACAACUAAACUAAUUGAUAUUAAGACUGAGAAUGUAAAAUUGGAGCCAAAUUCAGAGAAUAUAAAAGAGAAAAAACUAUUCUAUGCAAUAAUUAAGGCAUCUAGAAACGAAAUUGAUAAAGAGAAAAGAAACAAAAUGUUACACAUAAAUGGUAAUGGAAUCCUAUGUCAUGUUUGUGUCCAAAAGUUUAAGGAUAAUAAAUCUUUGAGGCAACAUAUUCAGAAUACGCACACUAAGAGAAAGAACUACAUACAGUGUGAUGAAUGUAAUAAUUAUAUUAAAAAAUCCUUGUUUAAUGAACACAAUGAUGACCAUAACCAGUAUUAUAGAUGCGAAUUAUGUCGUGAAAGUAUAUUUUUAAAGAAAUUGGUGAAACAACAUUUAAAAGUUGUACAUAAGAAGGAACCAGCCGAGUUUUAUGUACGAAAGACACCUUUUGUGAAAAACCCCGGUUCGAAGCCAAGACUGUAUCCGGCUUUAAAAGAUGUAGAAACGUCUCGCGGCUUUGCUUGUCCCGAAUGUAACGAAUAUUUUUUAACUAAACGGCUAAGAUACAAUCACAUACAAAAACUGCACCGAAAGGGGUUUAGAUGUGGCGUUUGCUUCAAAGUGUUCAGUUUUAAGGCUCACCUCAAUAAACACCAGUUAUUACAUACAAGAUUAGUCCAAGACCGCGGACCGUGCUCAAAAUGUGGGAAAUCAAUUUGUAUAAAAUCAAUGGCCACUCAUAUGCAGAAUCACGCUGAAAGUUCUCACGAAUUUGAGUGCGUGCCUUGCGGGAAGAAAUUCAAAUCACAUGCUACAUAUGAUCACCAUUUGAAGUACACAAAGGCUCAUGCGACAACGGAUAUAUUCAAAUAUAAAUGCGAUCAUUGUGGCAAAGGUUAUAGGAGUAAAGUCGAAGUAACGGAUCACAUACACUACACACACAUGGGCAAAACUCAACACGCGUGUCCGUUAUGUAAUAAGCCAGUCCCAACGAAGAAAAGUAUAGUACAACACAUGAGAAAAUGGCACAACUCGAACAAAACUGACCCCGCCAAAACGGAAAUGUGUCAAAUAUGUGGUCAAAUGUUUGGGUGCAAAAAAAUACUCGGUGAACAUAUUAUGAGACAUACUGGCGAGCGACCUCUAUCCUGUGAGAUCUGUGGCAAUACAUUUAGACAGAAGGCUUCGUUAUACACGCACAAGCGACUAGUGCAUAAGAUAUUAUUUCCUAAGAAAAAGAAUAUCUCACUUAUCACAUAAAAACCCAAAAUGAUAUUUAUUAAACCUAUAAUGUAA
Molecule: messenger RNA, 1947 nt
Organism: Pieris brassicae (large cabbage white)
Lineage: Eukaryota; Metazoa; Arthropoda; Insecta; Lepidoptera; Pieridae
Product: zinc finger protein 567-like
Exons: 10
Coding region: 799-1911 (370 amino acids)
Biological process (GO): regulation of transcription by RNA polymerase II
Cellular component (GO): nucleus
Molecular function (GO): DNA-binding transcription factor activity, RNA polymerase II-specific; RNA polymerase II transcription regulatory region sequence-specific DNA binding
Source: RefSeq, a predicted model, not a curated record